AUGUCCUUGGUUGGCAUGGGUGGUGUUGGGAAGACCACGCUUGCCAAGAAGGUGUACAACCACCCAGAUGUGAAGAGGCGCUUCGAUUGCAGUUCAUGGGUCUAUGUUUCAAAUAAGAUGGAGCUGCGAGGUGUCCUUCGUGAGAUGGCCAGGGGGCUGGUGAGGAUCCCCUCUGCCGAGGCAAACUCUCUCAGUGAGGGGCAACUCCAAGAACUGCUCUUGAGUGGCCUCAGAGGUAUGCGGUUUUUGCUUGUGCUUGAUGAUGUCUGGGAGAAAGGGCUCUGGGAUGUGAUCAAGCUGGUAUUGCCUAAGAAUGGCAGGAGCCGGGUCCUUGUGACAACGCGUAACGUUGUCGUGGCUGAGUCAGUUAUUGAUGCGAGAAGUGAUGUCCAUCGACUUCAGCCAAUGACAUUUGAAAAUUCCUACAAUUUGUUUUGUAGAAAGGCAUUCUUGGCAGAUGGGGUAUGCCCUGAUGACAUGACAGAGACCGCUAAGGACAUUGUGAGGAAGUGUGUUGGAAGAAAAAAACAGACACCGAAUGGACGUGUCUUGGAGAGUAUUCAGAAGGACUUAAGCAACAGUGAAAUGGGAGUCAACCAAGCACUCUUUUUAAGCUACAAGGAUCUUCCACACCCUUUGAAGCCAUGUUUUCUGCUGCUUUCUGUCAUUCCAUACGACUCAGAGAUCUCACGAAAGAAACUAGUUCGACUAUGGAUUGCUGAAGGGUUUGUGAAAAAGAAAAAUAAUGAGACACUUGAAACAACCGCAGAGAAGUACCUCAUGGAGCUCAUUAACAGAAGCAUGAUAGAAGCGUCGGUCGUUAGCAGCAGCGGGAGAGUAAAAGCAUGCAGAAUUCAUUAUCUCCUUCACGAUCUUGCCGUCUCACUAUCUGAAAAUGGAAACUUUUCUGUCAUUUGUCAUGAUAAAGGUGCAAGCACUAGUGCUCGGCGCAUCUCAUUACAGACAUCUCAUGUGCAAUUCCACAAAGAACACAAGAAAAAAAUGCGAUCUGUUUUCAUGUUCAGUGGUAGUGCACCUGUUGGAUUGAAAAGCAACAUUGUUGCAAAGAGAUUUAAACUGGUAAGAAUUUUGGAUUUAGAAAAUGCCAAUGUGCUAAAACUUCCAAAAGAGAUAGGAGGACUACUACACUUGAGGUAUCUUGGGCUAAGAGGAACACAAUUGAAGAAGCUCCCAAGAACACUGCAGAGACUCUAUCACUUGCAAACUCUUGAUAUCAGGAAGACUUGGAUAAGUAUAAUUGCAUUUCAAAUCAAGUGUUUGAGGAAUUUAAGAAACCUAGAGAUGAAGCAAGAUGGCAAAAGCAUCAAGGCCCUGACAGGACUUUCCCAGCUUGGUGAACUCCAAGUAUUAACUGGUUUGCAAGCAAGUGCAACUGUUGUUCAUGAGAUUGCAAGCCUUACUAAGCUUCAAAAGCUUGCUGUAGAGGACUUAAACAAUGAAGAUGCAGAAAAACUGUGUUCUUGA
This is a messenger RNA of Miscanthus lutarioriparius, 1485 nucleotides long. The record is from the annotation of a GenBank genome assembly. NCBI's taxonomy places the organism in Eukaryota, Viridiplantae, Streptophyta, Magnoliopsida, Poales, Poaceae.